AUGAAUCGAUCGGGCACGCACGGCACGAGGAGGAAGGUGCCCAAGACACCAGAGGAGGUGGAGGCGGCACUGGCAGCCGAGAUGGAGGUGACGCACCAGCUGGCACACGAGGUGGACUCCAUCGCAGAUCGCCAGGCCGCCCCCGAUGUGAUCGCCCUUGAGCUCAAUCGCGAGCGCGAACUCCGUGGCCAGGCCCCAGCGGCCGAACAGGAGGAGAAGAUGGAAACAGAAGAAAAGGAAGAACCCGCUGAAGAAGAAAAGGCUGGAAGCAACAACAAGAAAAGGCAAAAGAAGCGCCCUAGAGAAGAUGAGGGGGAGCCGCAGGCAGAGGAGCAAGCCGAAGCGCCCGCUGGGUCGGGUGAAAAGAGACGCAAGAAGAAGGCGGCCAAGAAGCACAAGGCCAACGCCGCCGAGGAGGAAGCAGGACGAGCAUCCUGA
This is a messenger RNA of Acanthamoeba castellanii str. Neff, 438 nucleotides long. RefSeq lists its product as uncharacterized. The record is from RefSeq and is a predicted model, not a curated record. NCBI's taxonomy places the organism in Eukaryota, Discosea, Longamoebia, Acanthamoebidae. The transcript has 2 exons. Bases 1 to 438 code for a protein of 145 amino acids.